AUGAUUUUCUCAAGCAUCCUUGAGGCCCUCAACCUCCAUGCUACUGCGACCCCUGACAAGGUUGUCUUUACGUGGGUCAACAAGAAGUGUGAAGAGCAAAACAAGAUGACAUUCAAGCAGCUGGAAGACCAAUCCAAUGCUGUUGCUGCUCGUCUCCUCAAGCUGGGAUGCAAAAAGGGUGAUCGAGUCAUGAUCGCCUAUCCCUUUGGCCUCGAGUUCUUGGCUGGCAUGUUCGGUGCCAUGAAGAUUGGACUCAAGACGGAUAUGCCCAAGUUCCGUGGAUUUGCCAAGGAUGCCGGAGCCAAGUAUGCGCUCACAACUAAAGCGUUUGCUACUGCCAUGACUGCAGCUAGUGUCCUCUACAAGACUGGAGUGAAGUGGAUUGGAACUGAUACGCUACCAAUCAAGAAGGGCAACCCCAACAAGCCCAAAGGAUAUGAGACCUACAAUGGGGAACCUGAGGAAGUCUGCUUUAUUCAAUACACCUCUGGCAGCACUGGACGACCCAAAGGAGUCAUGAUCAGCCACCGAAGCCUUGCAGAAAAUUGCAUUGCUAUUUCUGCCAUGUCCGGUACAAAUGCUUCCAAUGUUGACACUACAGUGGGAGCCUUGUGGGUCCCACAAUACCAUGAUAUGGGGCUUGUGGCAGGCUUCAUGACUACACUCUAUGCUGGAAGUUCCCUUGUCAUGGCAUCCCCUUUGGAUUUUGUGGUCAAUCCACUUCUAUGGAGUGACAUGGUAGAGACCUACAAGGCCACCCUUACUUGUGCCCCCAACUUUGCAUAUGCAUUGCUCCUCAAGAGGUUGCAACAGGCCAACCGAACAGCUGACUGGAGUUGUGUAAGGCGAGCCAUGUUUGGGGGUGAACCCGCACAAAGCCACGUUUUGGCUGCAGUGGCCAAGACCCUUUCCAUCAAGCCUGAACAUAUCUACAACAUCUAUGGUAUGGCUGAGUCGGUGGUGUUUCUUACUGGCGGACCAGCAAAUCCAGACUUUGAGGAGCUUGUCAGCUGUGGUGUAGUAGAUUCCCCAACCAUCAAGCUUCGAAUCGUACAGGAUGGAAUUGAGGUUUUGGAUGGACAAGUUGGCACUAUCUGGGCCCAGUCACCAAGGGUGACAGCUGGGUACUAUGGUCAGCCAAAAUUAACCACCUCAAAUUUUGCCAAUUCUUUGCCAGGCUAUGAUGGGAUGUGGCUUGAUACUGGUGACUUGGGCAAGAUCCUUGAUGGGCAGCUCUAUGUUACUGGGAGAGUCAAGGAUGUCAUCAUCAUUAAUGGGAAGAACUACUACCCAACAGACGUGGAGCUCUCCAUUGACGAAACUUUUGGUGGCGUCAUCCGUCCAGGCAGGACCACUGCUUUCCAGCUUGGAGAUGCAAGUGUUGGCAUUACUGUGGAGGGCCGCAAAGGUUUUGACAAGUCAGAAAAUGAAGAUUUGGCUGUUCAAAUAGCCAACCAUGUUUCACAAUUCCAUGGGCUGUUUGCCUCUGAGGUUGUUGUCCUCAAGCUUGGUGUGACACCCAAGACCACCUCUGGCAAGCUGAAGAGGAGUGAAAUCAGGCAAACGACAAUUGCUGGUGAUUGGAAAGAAGCUUGUGUACUCCUUCACUACCAGCGGAAUGAAUUUGUUGAUCCUCUUGCCAAGGGACAGAGGUCUUCUUUCUUGGGGAUAAGCUUUGCAAUGAAUGGUGUUGCCAGCAGGGAGUUUUACCUCAAUGAAGACACUGGACAUGAGAUGAUAAGAGAAUCUGUGAGUGUUGCAGUUGUAGGUGUCUUUGGCCAUGAACGCAACCCAGCCUUUGGAAUGUUCCUUGGCAGUGCUUGGCCAAACCUCAUGGCUCUGGCAAGAGAACUUGACGUUGAUCCAGUUCCUAUGGCCACAGCUCAGGAGGUUAGAGAUGUUGUAGGGAUGGGGACAGGCAUGAUCCCAGAGGCCAAUCCAGCUGAGAUUCUCCGUUUUCUUGCGGAAAUGAAUCUUGUUUACAAGUCAGGAACAGGGCAGAGUGAAACUAUUGGGCAAUACAUGGCCAGAAAUGGAUUUGACCACCACUUUGUUGUUUCUUACUUCCUUGGAAGAAUGAUCAGUUUUUUUGCUGGCAAUUCAAUUCAACAGUAUCUGGACUAUCCACUGGAUCUGAUUGCUUGGUAUGUCGCAGCCAUGGUCAUUUCACCUGCAGAUGAAGUUCUGUUCCGCAUGCGCAACAAGGAAUACAUGGCUGCAUUUGAGCGGAGACUUCUGAGCCUAGGUGUGGAGUUCAAACUUGGCUGUUCCCCAAUCAUCAUUGGCCGAGAUAAAGGUGUCUCAAUCUUGACCGGCGUAGGAGAUGAUGACAUUCUGCGGUUUGAUAAACUUGUGCUGGCAGUACCACCCAAUGCUGCACUUCAGGUUCUGGGUGAACAUUGCUCUGAUUAUGAGGGAGUCCUGGUAGACUUUGAGUGUCCGUUAGAGACAGUUGUGUACCACACAGAUCCAAAGUGGGCACUUCCCAGCAAGAUCAAUGGAGUAUUUGCCAACAUCCCAGACUGUGGAGCAUCUUUGCCUUCUCUUGAUGACACAAUCCCAAUCACGUCAUCAUUACCAAGUGACACUGACAACAAGACCCCUAUCUAUGCAACGCAUGCCUACUCCACCUUCAAUGAGUUGGAGUUUGCUUCCCCUAUUGAAACUAUGACAUUCACCCACACAAAAGUCACAUGUAAAGCAAUACUCCUUCGAAAGUCUUUGCUGCGGCAUCAAGGGAGGCAUUCUACCUAUUUUGCUGGUGGUUGGACAUGUGGUCUCAUGUUACAUGAGGAUGCUCUUGUAAGUGGAAUUCAGGUUGCAAAUACCAUCUUACAUGAAUUGGGGGGGAUGUCCCACGCUAUUCUCAAAAGGACCAUAGCACAUGGUGCUUUUGGAGGCGACAGUGACGAGGGGGGAGAAGAAGAUGAGCUUCCAGGAAUGCAGCCAGAGAGUUUCACCACCAGAUUUGCCAAGACAACCACAUGUAUUUUUGGAUCAGACCUAGAUUUUUCCAAGACGUGGACUGAGAAUGGUAUCACAUCUCUGAAGAGCGCAGAGCUAAGGAACAAGGUGGAAGAGGGGCUUCUUGUAGUUCUCCCAGCUAACUUUGAGCAACUUUACCCAACACCCAAGGCACUUUCAGCCUUCUUGGCCACAUCAAAGGGCGAAAGCUUUCCUAAACAAGAUCUGGACAAUUGCCCAGACUUUCUUUGGAAGUCCCCAAGAUCCAAUCUCAGCAAGGUGCAGCUUGGAGUCAUCCAAGCUCUUGGUUCAACUUUUAUUCUCCUAUUGGUUUUUGCCUCCUUUAUUCCAUCCUACUUCCUCGCGUCCUGGGCCAUCGACCAAAGCAGCUCAGCUGCAGAGGAAAAGCUCCACAAGCUCGCCUUUUGGGUGCUCUUGCCUCAGGUACUACCACUAUUCUUUCUAUCUCUAUCUGUGGUCGUUGUGCUGUGCAAGCUUUGUGUUAUUGGGAAGUACCUUCCAAGACAUUUUGAACUCUUAUCGUGGGACUAUGUGUGGUGGUGGUUUGUUGACAGGCUAAUGGAGGUUUGGGAGUCUCUUGUGGGAAAGUUUAUUCUUGAGACCAGAUAUAUCUGGAUCUUCUACUGGCUACUUGGUGCCAACCUGGCAUGGUCUGCCAAGAUCGAAUCAUACAUCCGCGAGUUUGACCUUGUAAUAGUUGGCGACAACGCUACCAUUGGCCACCCACUAAAGUGCAGAAAGUUCUCCCACUCCAAGAAUGAAAACCCAUCAAUCACAUUUCGCCCCGUUGUGGUCGGAAAGAAUAGUAGUGUGUCAGGCAUGGUUAGUCCAGGCGCCAAGAUUGGAAAUGACAGCAAGGUGGAGAAACUGUCAGUUGUUGAAGAGGGUGCUAUAGUACCAGAUGGAGUUCUGGCCAGAGGAAACCCAGCAUGUCAUGGUGGUUCCUUCAAACCUCAAGAAAGAAGCUACUGUGAAGACUCUGUGCUGGAUGUCUUCAAAUUUGUUUGGAUCAUCUUUGAGGCGUACCACUUCUUCUCACUCUCCUACCUGGUCCAUUUCACCCUGAACCAAAUCUUGCCAUCCUGGCGCUACGCCACCGUUCUCCACUGGUUCCUAUUGUUUCCAACCUCCUCUUGUCUUGCUUUUGGUACAAGUAUUGUUCUCAAAUGGCUUUUGAUUGGAAAGAGGGAUCCAUCUGAUGAAUAUGAGGGUUCUCUGUGGUGGCGAGCAACCAACUGGGCAUGUGAUUUCCACUUCAGCGCAGCUGCUUGGCCACUUACUGCAUUCAUUGGCCAUUCCAAGCUCUGGAUGAUCAUCCUUUCCCUCCAUGGGCUCGAUGUUGAUAUUGAAUCAGUGAUGAACAUCAGCUCUCAUACCCAGUUCACUCCUUCUAAGGUUGAUUAUGUCAAGAUUCGGAAAUCAUUUGUUCCAAACAUCUACCUCGACCUGAGCAAGCAAGCAAAUUCCAAAAUUGAAAUCAUCAAUAGCAGUGUUGGCUAUUAUGUCAAUCUUCAUGCCGGUGUCAAGAUCAUGCAGUCAAUGAUCCCCCCCAGGUCUACUGUGUCAGAAAGUAUUUAUGAUUUGAACACAGCAGACCAUGCAUGGAAGCCAAACUUGAAAGAUCUGUUGUUCUCAGAGUUUGCACAACAGCUGAUGAAUGUGAUCUUUUUUGCUGCCCUGAUUCCCACCUAUGAACUUGGCCUUUUAGUUGCCACCAAGAGUUCAUCUUUUGUGGUCUUAUCCUUUGGCUUGAUUGUGGCAUUUGUCCUUCAGCUGUUUUUGUGGCUUGUCAUGACCAGAGCAGUCGAAUGUGCUCUGCUGAGUUUACCACCAUACAGCAGGAUUCAACAGAGUCUGUAUGGAGUCUAUAUCAACAAUGUUUGGUUCUUUCGUGUCCAAAACUGGCUUGUCUAUCUACUCUAUGGCACCCCCAUGUUUGCUACCUAUGCCCGGAUGAUGGGUUCUGAAGUGGAUGGCGACCUCUGGUACUUUGGCAGCACCCUGUAUGAGUAUGGCAAACUUCAUUUCCAUGGAUGUACUAUUGUGGACAGUGCCCAUGUCAUGGCUCACUACGUGGACAUGAAAGGACUCACAAUCAAUGACACAUACAUUUCUGGCAUUUUGCAUCCAGGUUGUUAUGCUUCUGCUGGAGCAGUGGUAACUGGUUCCGAGAAUGGUCCAUGGAAGCUCUUUUUGAGAAAGGAUGAUGCCCAAAGAAGCAGGAAGCCAUCUCACAGCACAAUGGAUGAUUUAGAGAUGCUGGGGUCUAGCUAG
This is a messenger RNA of Seminavis robusta, 5259 nucleotides long. NCBI's taxonomy places the organism in Eukaryota, Bacillariophyta, Bacillariophyceae, Naviculales, Naviculaceae. The record is from the annotation of a GenBank genome assembly.